AGGGGAAUAGAUACUAAUACACACUGAGAGGAGGAAAUGUGACCGGGGAAGCAGUUUAACAAGGACCAUAUGAAGUCAGCACAACAUAAACAUCAGAAGAAGUGGAAGUGACACAGCCAGGGCUGCUCAGAUUUAAACAUGCGAGAACCAGAACAUACUUCAGCACAAAGGUCUCAAGACUUGAUACAAUCAGCAUCAUGACUCACCCUGCGACUACAUAUAAAGGCUUCUGUCUGCUCUUCCUUCUGAUACAUGUUUUGCUACCCAGAAACUCUGGUGAAGUCUGCAUUGUUUCUAAGGUGCGACCCGACACCAUUUCCCCCCAUAUCACAGAGCUGGAUUUACGUCAUUGCAAUAUAAGUAGCCUCCAAUCAAUCGAUUUUAAGUUAUACUCCAACCUGCAGAUGUUGGAUCUUUCUCAUAACUUUCUUGAAGAUCUAAGUUUCUCAGUGUUCCAGUAUAAUACUGGCCUACAACACUUGGACCUCUCGCACAAUAGACUGCGCACGAUCACAUGUAGCUCCCUGCAAUUUAUCAAAAACAUCAACCAGUUAAAUCUGUCCUACAAUAACUUUGAAUCCAUGUAUCUCUGCAAGGAAUUUGGCUCUUUGACAAAAUUGGAACAUCUUGGUCUGAGUGCUCAAAGCAUAAGAAGAUAUGACUUCAUGAAUAUUGCACACAAGGAACUUAAAACUGUAUUUUUAGGGAUCGAACAAUUACAGGAAUAUGAAUCUGGUAGCCUACAGCUACUAAAAAUGGAAAAAUUGCAUGUCAUUUUGCCCCAGACUUUGACAGACUCAACUAUUCUUCUGUUUGAUGACUUUAAUGUCUCCACAACCAUGGAAAUCUCUCAGAUCACAUGUGAAGAAAAUUGUGAUACUGCCACAGAACAAUUAUCUAUGGCAGUAAAAAAAUCUCAGAUAUCAACGCUUAUUCUCAGCAACUUCACAAUGCCAUGGAAAAAAAUUAGUGAAAUUCUGAAGGCUGUGUGGCGUUCCUCAGUCAAAUAUCUGUCUAUCUAUAAGCUUACACUCAUAGAAGAAUUUGAAUAUGAAAAGAAUGACUUUUCAGAGGGUUCGCUAAAGUCUUUGAUGCUUGAAAAUAUUAUUCCGCAUGUGUUUCUUUAUAGCGUUACUCAUCCUUUAGUUAUGUUUUCCGAAAUGUUUGUUGAGAAUUUUACUAUGUCUGACGCUGAAAUCACACAUUUUUUUUGUCCUCCUCGCCCUAGUAUUUUCAGAUUCCUAACUUUGACCAAUAACAGAAUCGCAGACGGGAUUUUUCAGAAAUGUGAAAAUCUAGCAAGUCUUCACUUUCUCAAUUUAGGAAAUAACAAGUUAGAGAAGCUGACAAACGUAAGCUUGAUGACUUCUACGAUGGAAUCUUUAAAGCAUUUAGAUGUCAGCCGCAAUGGACUGACCUAUAAAGAAAAUGAGUUUUGCGAUUGGUCGGAAAGCGUGACCUUCCUAAACUUGUCUAGAAACAAGAUUACCGAUUCCAUCUUUAACUGUUUACCAACCAAACUGGAAAUACUGGAUCUUUCCAGCAACCAAUUAAAAAGUGUCUCCAAGAAAGUGAAAAAUUUAAGAUCUUUGAAGGAACUAAAUUUGUCAUUAAACAAACUAACCAAUAUACCUGAUUGCAGCCACAUGAAUAAGAACUUGAUAUACCUAAAUAUUGAUGAUAAUUUAAUACAUUCUCCAUCAGAUAAUCUACUCUACAGCUGCCAACAUGUUAAGAGGAUAAGCAGUGUAAACAAUAUAUUUUGGUGCAACUGUGAUUUAAGGGCAUUUGUCAGCACAGCACGCCUACUGCACGAUAGGUUGGUGGGGUGGCCUGUGUCCUACAAGUGCGAGUUUCCAGAAGAUCUUAAAGGCAUUAUGCUUAAGGACUUUCAUCCUUCUGAAAUAUCCUGCAACGUAUACAUUUUAGUAGGUAUCAUUAUUGCUAUCAUUGUGGUUUUGCUACUUCUGAUGUGUUUUUUGUGUAAAUAUUUUGAUCUCUCUUGGUACAUUAGGAUGAUUUUCCAGUGGUUUAGGAGCAAAUACAGGGUAAGGAACAUUAAUGCGGAAGUUCUAUUGGGCAAACGUUUUCAUGCCUUCAUCUCGUACAGCCAAGAAGACUGUGAUUGGGUGAAAAAUGAUUUGAUUCCUAACCUUGAGAAAGGUGAUAGCUCACUAAGAAUCUGCCACCAUGAGAGGAAUUUCAUUCCAGGCAAAUCGAUCGUGGAAAAUAUAAUCUACUGCAUUGAAAGCAGCUUCAAGUCUAUCUUUGUCCUCUCUCCAAAUUUCAUUCAAAGUGAGUGGUGCCAUUAUGAGCUGUAUUUUGCACAACACUCAUUAUUCGGCAAGCACUCAGACAAUUUGAUCCUCAUUUUAUUAGAUCCAAUACCCCAGUAUUUAAUUCCCAACAAAUACAGAAAGUUAAAGGCGAUAAUGAAACGCAGAACUUACAUGGAGUGGCCAAAGGAGAAGGGCAAGCAUUUUAUGUUUUGGGCUAAUCUGAGGGAAAUAAUUAAUAUAGACAUUCCGAUGGAGGAUGCGGAAAUAUGUGUUUGUAACCCAGCAUUCCAAGAUGGCACAUAACUUGGCAGCCAAAGAGAAGCUGUUGGUCAUUACUCUUCAAAAGAGCCUAAGUGAUGCAGAAUUGUAAUCAUAACAGUCAACAGAAUAAUAUGGUGUGAUCAGUCUGCAAUGUGAACAAAACACUGUUUACAAAAGAAAACCCCACUAGGGUUGGGAGUAGGAACUUCCAAUCCAUAACAGAUACUCUACAAUACAACAUGGGAAGGUACCUAGCCUGAGCAUGUGAAAGCCAGGAAAACACAAAUGAGAAGAAUAUAAUUUAGGAUUCAUAACCCAGGGGGGAAAAGACAAUUUUUUUUAAGAAGACGAGGGAACCAUAUACUUUCCGAGCAAUCCGUUCCUGACAUGGCAUUGGCUCCUGCUGCACCAGCUGGACACAUCAUCUUAUUUUGCUGUAUGUUGUCUAAAGGGCCUCCCUUGAACAAUAUCACCAUAGAAAACACAUGAUCUUACUGACGUUCUUUACAUGGCCAAUGGGAGAUUCAGACCUCAUGGAUUGUCUAGACCAGUAAGAGUAAAUUCAAAUUCAAAUCCAGUCACCAAUAUCGGCCAGAGACUGGAAUCGGAUAAAUCCUGCUGUAAUCUCUCUACUACCAAAUAUAGGAUCUUGCUAAAUUGUAUAAAGAUUCCACACAUAUUUGAGGCCAUGCACUAGGAGGACCUCAUCCCAAUCUUCCUAGGAGUGUUUAACUACAGUAACUACUUCCCUGUAAAACACACUGUAGCUAGAAAUAAACUACAGUAUCUGGGAGGGCAUACCAAGCAGUUAUACUUUGCGACCUCUUGUGAGAGCAGCCAUGGGAUGUUCCCUGGAGAGUCUAUUUCUUCUAUAAGAAAGAAUUAUGAGUGCACCUUGCAAGAAUCUUAUUGACUUUAAUGUAGCCAUUUUGCUAAUUUUCCAUAGAUGCAGACUGGCAAAACAAAGGGCACCCCCAUCACUCUUUGUGUGAAAGAGGAGCUUUAUACAGAUGGGGCGACUGUAUCCUGCUCUACAUAAACCAAGGUCAUUUACCUUCAGGAUCUUGGAUGAGUAUUAACUGAGGUAUUUAUGAUACCGCCAGGAGAGAUUACAGAAUAACUCCUCUGACUCUCAAUGAGGGAUAUAUUUACUAAAGUUUAAGGUUUAUAGAAGAUGCUGGCUUUAGCAACCAUUCUAGAAGGUGCUAGAUAAAUGAUAAGUGUUUAAGGUUUAUAGAAGAUGCUGGCUAUAGCAACCAUUCUAGAAGGUGCUAGAUAAAUGAUAAGUAGAAGCUGAUUGGUUGCGGGCAAUAUCUCCACUUCUAUAAAUCCACACUUCAGUAAAUAUGCCCCUUAGUGCAGCUUGUCCAAGAGAGAGCAUAGCAAGCUGCCGGGAAGUUUGGGAACUAUUAUAAACCAGCCAACACCCACGUCAUUCGCUUUUCUCCACAAGAACACAGUAUAUGUCAUAUAAAGACUCUGCAGCAGCAUCAGACAACUACCUACAGAAUAUACUCAUAUUGUACAUACAAAAAUAAAACUUGUGCCUUAAAUUGUCUUAAA
Pseudophryne corroboree (corroboree frog) is the source of this 4103-nucleotide messenger RNA. RefSeq names its product toll-like receptor 6. The record is from RefSeq and is a predicted model, not a curated record. Gene Ontology annotation, biological process: toll-like receptor signaling pathway; cellular response to bacterial lipopeptide; inflammatory response. Gene Ontology annotation, molecular function: transmembrane signaling receptor activity; Toll-like receptor 2 binding; lipopeptide binding. Gene Ontology annotation, cellular component: plasma membrane. Bases 198 to 2582 code for a protein of 794 amino acids. The transcript is spliced from 2 exons. NCBI's taxonomy places the organism in Eukaryota, Metazoa, Chordata, Amphibia, Anura, Myobatrachidae.